Messenger RNA from Lasiodiplodia theobromae, 2667 nucleotides. RefSeq names its product C2 calcium-dependent membrane targeting protein. The transcript has 3 exons. The coding region runs from base 1 to 2667 and encodes 888 amino acids. Gene Ontology annotation, biological process: protein phosphorylation. NCBI's taxonomy places the organism in Eukaryota, Fungi, Ascomycota, Dothideomycetes, Botryosphaeriales, Botryosphaeriaceae. Gene Ontology annotation, molecular function: ATP binding; protein serine/threonine kinase activity. The record is from RefSeq and is a predicted model, not a curated record.
AUGGCGACGCACGACCAGGCUCCCAGUGCCGCCACCGACCUGCUGCGCCAGGCCAUGAUGCAGAGAGUUGGCGAUGACGAUCAUGACCACAUCGGCUCCAACAGCUCCACGCCUCCGGGCAUCGAAACACCACGUCCGGAUCCGACCGACAAGCGACAGCCCGGCAUCCUCAGCUAUUUUGGCCAGGUUCGUUCCUCUCUCCCCUCGAUUCCCUCGGUCUUCCGCCCCCGCACGUCGCUGUCCGGCCCCUCUGCCUCUGCCCAGCCCUCAGAGCCCCAAGAGCCUUCAGAUAGCCCUGAUGCACAGCGCGAUGAAGGCGCGGAGAGAGGACGCGCUCCAGAGCCGACAGUGGGCGCUGGCGCUCUCCCCACUGCGCCCAGCUCGCCGAGCAAGCAGUCGGGCGGCGAGCACAGCUCUCCCCCACUGCUGCCGCACGAGCGCUUGUCAGCGCCGCAGGGCGAUGCUUCAUUCUCCUACCCCACGCCUCCAGCUUCUUCCGCAUCUUCCCUGCACAGAGUGAGCAAGGGCGAGAAUAGCACAUCCACAAGCGGGCCCUCCUCCCCUUCGUCUGCGGAGGAUAAGAACGACGGCUCUUGCGCAUCCACCCCACGAAGGCAAACUCUUGCCAUGUCAGAUCCUGUCUCUAGCGUCACCACCACGACUGCUGUUCCUGCUGCACACUUCUCGACUCCUUCGAGCACAGCCCCAAGCAAUCCGCCGACCACUCUUUCUCACUCUGACGUUGCCAACCCCUCCGCUUGUCCUGCAGAGUCGUCACCCAAUGAGGAGGGCAAGACGCUAACUGAAAACGUGGCGCGUGCUCAGAAUACUCCGCCGCAAACGCCGAGGACCCAGUCUCAGGAAGGAAAGGUGACCUCGAACCCGUCGCAAUCUGCCCGCAGCAGUGGUUCGACGGGUGGCUCCAACAGCGGUGUUAUCGCGCCCAAGGGCAAGCUGUCUGUUUCUAUUACCGAAGGUCGUGGCUUGCGACCCAGCGUCGAUCCUUACGUGGUCUGCCAGUUCCAAUGGGCAGAAGACAUUUCAGAUGGUCCGAAGAAGGGUGAGGAGCCGCCGAGAGGAGCGAUGGCCAUGAUGCGCACCGACAGCGACUCGGGAAGGGCCAUGGCGAUUCCAAUGAGGAGCCGACAAAGCAGCAACCACGGAUGGAACCCUCAGGAGUCCAGGGACCGUAAUGAGAUCAGCGAUCCCAAGUGGGACCACAACGCCGUUUUUGACGUCGUUGGUGACCACGCGGAGAUUGACGUAUCCGUUUACGACAAAUCAAACAACGAGGCCUUUUUGGGCCACGUUCGUUUCUGCCCCAACCUGGUCGAGUACGAGAAGCCUCUUGAUGCGUGGUUCCACCUGGAGCCUCGGGAAGGCGAGCAAGACUUUGUGACUGGAGAGAUUCACUUGCGAGUGAACUUCCAGAAGGUCGAGAAGAAGCACUAUGGCCCGGAAGAUUUCCAGAUCUUGAAGCUCAUUGGAAAGGGCACUUUCGGCCAAGUGUUCCAGGUCCGUAAAAAGGAUACUGGCCGAAUUUACGCCAUGAAGGUCCUCUCGAAGAAGGUGAUUGUGCAGAAGAAGGAGGUCGCGCACACGCUUGGCGAGCGCAACAUCCUCGUCCGUACUGCCAUGGCCGAUUCGCCUUUUAUUGUCGGUCUGAAGUUUUCGUUCCAAACACCGACGGAUCUCUACCUAGUGACCGACUACAUGUCUGGCGGCGAGCUUUUCUGGCACCUGCAAAAGGAAGGGCGUUUCAACGAAGCACGUGCCAAGUUCUACAUUGCCGAGCUCAUUCUGGCGCUGCAGCAUCUCCACGAACACGACAUUGUCUACAGAGAUCUCAAGCCUGAGAACAUUCUCCUUGACGCAAACGGACACAUCGCCCUGUGCGAUUUCGGUCUGUCCAAGGCCAACUUGACGGAAAACGACACGACAAACACCUUCUGCGGCACCACCGAGUAUCUUGCACCCGAGGUUCUGCUGGACGAGCAUGGAUACACGAAGAUGGUCGAUUUCUGGUCUCUUGGUGUCCUUGUGUUCGAGAUGUGCUGCGGUUGGAGCCCCUUCUACGCAGAGGACACGCAGCAGAUGUACAAGAACAUCGCGUUUGGAAAGGUGCGUUUCCCUCGUGAUGCGCUCAGCACCGAGGGCCGGAACUUUGUCAAGGGCCUGCUCAACCGGAACCCCAAGCACCGUCUCGGCGCAAACCGUGAUGCGGAGGAACUCAAGGCGCAUCCCUUCUUUGCCGACAUUGACUGGGAAGCCCUGUCCAAGAAGAACCUGGUGCCGCCUUUCAAGCCGAAAUUGAAGUCCGAGCUGGACACGUCCAACUUUGACCCUGAAUUCACGAACGCGCUGAACCAGGCAACUUCGCUCAACGCACGGGCUGCCGCCCUCGCAGCGGGAAUGAAUCCGGCAUCGACGCCACUGUCGCCGACGAUGCAGGCUAACUUCAAGGGAUUCACGUUCGUGGACGACAACCACAUUGACGAGCACUUUGGCGGUCGCGAGUUCGAGAUGGAAGAUGAGCGACUGCAGGACCCUGAGUGGGACAAGGUGGAGUCGCCGACACGGACGGAGCGCAUGAGUGGUGUGCUACCGAGCAACGACCACGAUGAGAACAUCUUCAACAACCACAACGGCGCGGGAUUCGAGGUUUGA